This is a messenger RNA of Melospiza melodia melodia, 1112 nucleotides long. It is a transcript of the gene CCDC137, whose product is annotated as coiled-coil domain containing 137. Gene Ontology annotation, cellular component: nucleus. The transcript is spliced from 6 exons. The record is from RefSeq and is a predicted model, not a curated record. NCBI's taxonomy places the organism in Eukaryota, Metazoa, Chordata, Aves, Passeriformes, Passerellidae. The coding region runs from base 39 to 983 and encodes 314 amino acids.
AGUGGCGGCGGAACGGGCACGUGAGGAGCGGCGGAACCAUGGCCCGGGGACCGGGACCGGGACGGGGACAGAAACCGGGCCGGGGACCGCGACAGAAACUGGGAUCGGGACCGAAACAGGGACAGAGACCGGGACCGGGACCGAAACAGGGCCGGAGACCAGGACCUGGAGCAGGAAAGGGACAGAAAGCGGGACCGGGACCAGGACAGGGACGGAAUGCGGGACCGGGACAGAAAGCGGGACCGAGAUCGGAGCAUGGACCGGCCGUGCCGCUGCGCAGCAGGAAGGAGAAGAAGGACAACAUGAAGCCCAAGCACCCCGACGAGCAGGAGAUCCCGUUCCGCCUGCGGGAGCUGAUGCGCAGCCGCGAGGCCCUGAAGCGCCCGGAGCCCGGGAAGAAGCAGGUGGCAGAGAAGAAGCAGCAGCAGCAGCAGUGCCAGGGCCCCAAGGCCCCGGGGGACAUCCCCGUGCCCAGGUUCAGGAGGGGCAGGGGGGAGUCGGAGCGCUCCUACAUCUGCCGCAUGCAGCACGAGGUGCAGCACAUGCUCUUCCUCGCCGAGAACCAGAUCCAGAGGGAGCCUGAGAAGGAGGGCACGGCUCCAGAGAAGUCCAGAAGGAAAAAAGAGUUUCAGAAAAGGAAACUAGAAAAAGCUCGGAAGAAAAGGGAGGAGAAGAAGGAGGCCAUGCUGGAGAAGAGCCUGAUGCGAGACACGGUGCCCUUCGGAGAGGUGGUGACACAGCCCCCCACCAUCACCUCCCGGCCCAGGGGACGGGGUCCUGCCGAGCAGGCUGGACGGAAGCAGCUGCUCCUGACGCCCCGCCUGGGUCACAGCCAGGCGUCCCCGGUGUCCCCGGUGGUGUCGAUGGCUCGCCGGCGCAUCCUGGAGGAGGAGCGGGCCCGCGUCAUCCGCGCCUACCGCGACAUCCAGAGGCGCAAACAGCUGGAGAGGGAGCGGGAGCGCACCCGGGCCGGGCCGGGCUGAGCCCCUGGCACUGCUGGGGGACAUUGUCCGGGUGUCCUGUGUCACUGCUGAGCCCCACAGCCCCACACUGCGCUGCUCUGGGUCCCUGCUGGGCCAGGGACUUGCUUGGAGUAAAAGGAGCCCCUGGUG